Molecule: messenger RNA, 565 nt
Organism: Euleptes europaea (tarantolino)
Lineage: Eukaryota; Metazoa; Chordata; Lepidosauria; Squamata; Sphaerodactylidae
Gene: ERH
Product: ERH mRNA splicing and mitosis factor
Exons: 4
Coding region: 90-404 (104 amino acids)
Source: RefSeq, a predicted model, not a curated record
UAUAGUACUUCCGGUGGCCGCGGUGAAUUGUGGUCAAAGAGUCGUUGAGGAUUUGUGCUUCGCGCCUGAACAAAAUACAACGAGUUGCUAUGUCUCACACAAUUUUGCUUGUUCAACCUACCAAACGGCCUGAGGGCAGGACCUAUGCUGAUUAUGAAUCCGUGAAUGAAUGCAUGGAAGGAGUCUGUAAAAUGUAUGAAGAACACCUGAAGAGAAUGAAUCCCAACAGCCCUUCAAUCACGUAUGAUAUUAGCCAGUUAUUUGAUUUCAUUGAUGAUUUGGCUGAUCUCAGCUGCCUUGUCUAUCGUGCUGAUACUCAGACAUACCAGCCCUACAAUAAAGACUGGAUAAAGGAGAAGAUCUAUGUCCUCCUCCGCAGACAAGCUCAGCAAGCAAGCAAAUAAUGAUACUACAGUGAAGGGGCUGGGGGGGUGUUGGACAACAGGUGUGUACAGCGUGCUGUAGUGAAAGUUUUGUAUUAUAGUUCUCCUGUUCAUUCCUGUUUGUCUGUAUCUGGGAUUGAGUCUAUUAGAAUUGCAAAAGACUUGUUCAGCUUGAAUUUUUA